CUACGUGCCGUCACUGGUGUCACUUACUUGAAGCAAAGGUGUUAUGUUAGAAAAUAUACGUAUGGAAAAUAUUUCAUGUUAAAUGCCAAAAUGAUUCGCUCAAAGUUUACUGUCACUUUCAAAAAUUGCAAGAUUGUAACCCAAACAUUUUUAAUAAAUUCGAUGAGUACAGAUUCUUCCCAACCUUCGUUUGAGGAAAUUCGUAAAUAUUUAUGGGGUUUUGGGAAAGGAAACGUAAAUUUAAGUAAAAAUGAGGAUACUGGUAUAGCAACUCUUGUACUUAAUAAUCCCGAAAAAAGAAACGCCAUUAGUGGCCAGAUGAUGGUACACCUCAGGGACUGCAUUGAAGAGCUUGAAAAGUGGAAAUCGGGAAAGGCUGUUAUUUUACAGGGACAUAACAAUAUUUUUUGUUCGGGGGCAGAUUUAGAUUUUGUUAGGGCAGCGGGUACCAAACAGGGUGCCAGUUAUAUGAGCACGUGGAUGCAAGAUACCUUAAAUCGUCUUCAGCGUCUCCCUCUAAUUAGCGUUUCAUUGUUGGAAGGAUUUGCUAUAGGGGGUGGUGCUGAAGUGGCGGUUUCAUGUGACUAUAUUGUAGUUGCUAACAAUGCUAAAUUCGGUUUUGUUCAUGCUAAGAUGGGAUUAGUUCCCGUCUGGGGUGGAACUACAAGAUUGGUAAACAAAAUAGGACAAAGGAAGGCGUUAGAUAUGUUGUUGACAAGCAAGGUCUUUAGAGCUGUUGAUUGUCUAAAUAUAGGUUUGGCAGACGCUAUGGUGCCUACAGCAGAAUCAUUUGUGAAAACUAUGGAAUGGCUUAGCCCAAGAAUUCAACAUCAUUAUACUAUUGUUAGGGCCAAUAAAACAUCGGUCAUCAAUACCGCUUUGAAUUCCUAUCAAGACAGCUUAGCCAAAGAAAAGACAAUGUUGGUACCAUUUUGGGGCGGUCAGCUCAACAUUGAAGCUUUAAAUAAAAAAAUUAAACAUGAACCUUCCCAAAACGGCGAUUAAAUUAAAUUAU
This is a messenger RNA of Agrilus planipennis (emerald ash borer), 1015 nucleotides long. Its product is annotated as ethylmalonyl-CoA decarboxylase-like. The record is from RefSeq and is a predicted model, not a curated record. Bases 76 to 1005 code for a protein of 309 amino acids. Gene Ontology annotation, cellular component: cytosol. Gene Ontology annotation, molecular function: enoyl-CoA hydratase activity. Gene Ontology annotation, biological process: fatty acid beta-oxidation. NCBI's taxonomy places the organism in Eukaryota, Metazoa, Arthropoda, Insecta, Coleoptera, Buprestidae. The transcript is spliced from 5 exons.